AUGGUUUAUUUGUGUGUUAAAAGAAGUAUGCUAAUGAAGUUCAAUAUGAACAAUUGUAAAUCAGUUGAUAGUCCUCUUAUUCCUAGCCAGAGGCUGAGCAAGGAAGAUGAUGCCAAGAAGGUGGAUGAAGGUGUCUAUAAAAGCUUAAUAGGCUGCUUGCUGUACUUGACAGCAACCAUGCCUGAUUUAAUGUUCACCACCAGCCUCCUAUCUAGAUUUAUGAGCAAGCCAAGUGAGAUACAUUACAAGUCUGCAAAAAGGGUGCUACGGUACAUCAAGGGCACUACUGAGUUAGGAAUCUGGUUUAGAAGAGCUAAAAAAUUUAGCUUAAUUGGCUAUUCAGACAGUGAUUGGGCAAGCUCAGUUGAUGACAUGAGAAGCACUUCUAGAUAUGUUUUCUUUGUCAAUCAUGGUGUCUUCAGUUGGCUUUCCUAA
Molecule: messenger RNA, 435 nt
Organism: Pistacia vera
Lineage: Eukaryota; Viridiplantae; Streptophyta; Magnoliopsida; Sapindales; Anacardiaceae
Product: secreted RxLR effector protein 161-like
Exons: 1
Coding region: 1-435 (144 amino acids)
Source: RefSeq, a predicted model, not a curated record